Pistacia vera is the source of this 1299-nucleotide messenger RNA. RefSeq names its product putative UPF0481 protein At3g02645. NCBI's taxonomy places the organism in Eukaryota, Viridiplantae, Streptophyta, Magnoliopsida, Sapindales, Anacardiaceae. The record is from RefSeq and is a predicted model, not a curated record. The transcript has a single exon. The coding region runs from base 1 to 1299 and encodes 432 amino acids.
AUGGAGUCCAACUUAGCAAGCCUUCCUCGUGAUGAAGGUCAGGUUCAGAUUGAUACCGAGGAGCUUGAAGAUCAGUUUAGAUGUAGCAUUCACAAGGUUCCUAAGAAUCUUCGGAAAGUAAAUGAAGAAGCCUACACUCCCCUAAUAAUUGCAAUAGGCCCUUAUCACCACGGCAAAGUAGAAUUGGCUGACAUGGAAGAGCAUAAAAUGAGAUAUAAGGAAGAAUUUAACGAUCGAUUCGGCCAGGAUAAACAGAAGGAAUUCAAAAAAUAUAUCAGAGACAACGAAAGUCAAAUCCGCCGUUAUUAUGCUGACCCAUCCAACCUUUCGAGUGCAAACUUUGUUAAAAUGAUUCUACUUGAUUCUGUCUUCAUCAUCGAGCUCUUCUUGACAUAUCAACUUAGAGAUAGAAGUGAUUUUUUGCUGGAGAAAGUAUGGCUAGGACCUUUAAGACGAGACUUGCAAUUACUCGAAAAUCAGCUUCCCUAUUUUGUGCUUGAGGAAUUAUACAUAUUAGCCUGUCUCUCCGCCAACCAAGUUGAAAAAUUGCAUCCUCCUUUCCGUACUCUCUCUUGUGCUUUCUUUGAUCUCCAUCUCUUGCACAACAUAUCACCUCCGGACAGAGAGAUCAAAGUUAAACAUUUCACAGAUUUAUGCAGACGAGCUCUUGUUGGAAUUCACCAGAUGGGCAGCGUAGGAACAAUCAACAGAAGGAUGAAAGAAGUACCAAACGCAGUCAAGUUGCAAAAGUCUGGAGUGAAGUUUACGCCUCUUUCGGUGGAGCUGGGGAAUUAUUUAGUUGACGUACACUUAGAAAAGAGAAAAGGAAGAAUAUUAUCAUUCUCUAAUGCAGUUGAGAUGCGAAUCCCAUGCCUUUACGUAAAUGAUGACACCGAAUGUUUGAUUCGAAAUGUGAUGGCCUUGGAGCAGUGCUAUUAUCCGUCGGAAACUUACGUAUGCAGUUAUAUUGAGCUAAUGGAUUAUCUUAUCGAAAACGAAGAAGAUGUGGAUUUCCUUGCUGAUAAAGGAAUUAUUUACAAUAAUGUGGGCAGCGAUGCUGCAAUAGCGGAAAUGAUUAAUAAGCUUUGCCGACAGAUUCCACAAAGUUCCCUUCACUCCGACAUUUAUAAGGAUCUGAUAAGGCACUACGGCAAUCGUUGGAACCAUGCCAGGGCAACCUUGAAAAGAGUAUAUUUCAGCAAUCCUUGGAGAAGCACCGCAACAGUUGUAGCGGUUAUACUCUUGCUGCUCACUUUAACCCAAACUGUAUUUUCUAUCUUGCAACUGCUCUUGGCUUGA